CGGCGGACUCUGGAGCUGAGGGGUCCCCGGCUGGAGGUGGGGGACUCGGCGGGGUGAAGACGUAUUAUAACCAAGAGUUCUUUUCUACAAGCUGCUCAUCUUUGAGGAGACGAAGCCUAGAAAAUACAGCUACUGGAUUUCUUCUGUUCUAAGUUUCUACAUAACUUUCUCAGAAGUUCCUGUGUUGGUGCCAUGUUUUGUGGCUUACAUCAAAAGAGGAGUUUGUCUUGAUGAAGAUUCCUAACAUUGGUAAUGUGAUGAAUAAAUUUGAGAUCCUUGGGGUUGUAGGUGAAGGAGCCUAUGGAGUUGUACUUAAAUGCAGGCACAAGGAAACACAUGAAAUUGUGGCAAUCAAGAAGUUCAAGGACAGUGAAGAAAAUGAAGAAGUCAAGGAAACGACUUUACGAGAGCUUAAAAUGCUUCGUACCCUCAAACAGGAAAACAUCGUAGAACUGAAGGAAGCCUUUCGUCGGCGGGGCAAAUUGUACCUGGUGUUUGAGUAUGUGGAAAAAAAUAUGCUUGAGUUGCUGGAAGAAAUGCCAAAUGGAGUACCACCUGAAAAAGUAAAAAGCUAUAUCUAUCAACUUAUCAAAGCUAUUCAUUGGUGCCAUAAGAACGAUAUUGUCCACAGAGACAUAAAACCAGAAAAUCUCUUAAUCAGCCACAAUGAUGUUCUGAAAUUAUGUGACUUUGGUUUUGCACGGAAUCUGUCAGAGGGUAAUAAUGCUAAUUAUACAGAGUAUGUGGCCACCAGGUGGUAUCGAUCCCCAGAACUGUUACUUGGAGCUCCCUAUGGGAAGUCUGUAGACAUGUGGUCAGUAGGCUGCAUUCUUGGGGAACUGAGUGAUGGCCAACCCUUAUUUCCUGGAGAAAGCGAAAUUGACCAACUUUUUACUAUUCAGAAGGUGCUAGGACCACUUCCAUCUGAGCAGAUGAAACUCUUCUACAGCAAUCCAAGGUUUCACGGGCUCCGGUUUCCAGCUGUUAACCAUCCUCAGUCACUAGAGAGAAGAUACCUUGGAAUUUUAAAUAGUGUUUUACUCGACCUGAUGAAGAAUUUACUGAAGUUGGAUCCAGCCGACAGAUACUUGACAGAACAGUGUUUGAACCACCCGACAUUUCAAACCCAGAGACUUUUGGAUCGGUCCCCUUCAAGAUCAGCAAAAAGGAAACCUUAUCAUGUGGAAAGCAGCACAUUGUCUAAUAGAAACCAAGCCAGCAAAGGUGCUGCUUUACAAUCUCACCACCGAUCUAACAGCAAGGACAUUCAGAACUUAAGUGUGGGUCUGCCCCGGGCUGAAGAAGGCCUUCCUGCCAACGAAACCUUCUUGAAUGGGAACCUUGCUGGAGCUACUCUUAGUCCAAUGCAUACCAAAACCUACCAAGCAAGCACCCAGCCUGGCCCUGCCAGCAAAGAUCUCACCAACAAUAAUAUGCCACACCUUCUUAGUCCAAAAGAAGCCAAAUCCAAAACAGAGUUUGACUUUAAUAUUGACCCAAAACCCUCAGAAGGCCCAGGCACAAAGUAUCUGAAGUCCAGCACCCGAUCUCAGCAGAACCGGCACUCAUUCAUGGAAAGCUCUCAGAGCAAAGCGGGGACGCUGCAGCCCAGUGAGAAGCAGAGUCGGCACAGCUAUAUUGACACCAUUCCCCAGUCCUCAAGGAGUCCCUCCUACCGGACCAAGGCCAAAAGCCACGGGGCAUUGAGUGACUCCAAGUCCGUGAGCAACCUUUCCGAAGCCAGGGCCCAAAUUACAGAGACUAAUACUAGUAGGUAUUUUCCAUCCAGCUGUUUGGACUUGAAUUCUCCCACUAGCCCAACACCCACCAGGCACAGUGACUCAAGAACUUUACUUAGCCCUUCAGGGAGAAAUAACCGAAAUGAGGGCACAUUGGACUCACGCCGAACUAUAACCAGGCAUUCAAAAACCAUGGAGGAGUUGAAGCUGCCUGAACACAUGGACAAUAGCCAUUCCCACUCACUAUCUGCACCCCACGAAUCUUUCUCCUAUGGGCUGGGCUACACCAGCCCCUUCUCCUCUCAGCAGCGUCCUCACAGGCAUUCCAUGUAUGUGACCCGGGACAAAGUGCGAGCCAAAGGCUUGGACGGAAGCCUGAGUAUAGGACAAGGGAUGGCGGCCAGAGCCAACAGCUUGCAGCUCCUGUCACCCCAGCCUGGAGAACAGCUCCCUCCAGAGAUGACUGUGGCAAGACCUUCUGUUAAAGAGUCCUCCAGAGAAGGCAGCUCUUCAUUCCAUACCCGUCAGAAGUCUGAGGGUGGAGUAUAUCAUGACCCACACUCUGAUGAUGGCACCGGACCCAAAGAAAACAGACACCUAUACAAUGACCCUGUUCCAAGGAGAGUUGGCAGCUUUUACAGAGUGCCAUCUCCAAGACCAGACAAUUCUUUUCAUGAAAAUAAUGUAUCAACUAGAGUUUCUUCCCUACCAUCUGAGAGCAGUUCUGGAACCAAUCAUUCAAAGAGACAGCCAGCAUUUGAUCCAUGGAAAAGUCCUGAAAAUAUUAGUCAUUCUGAUCAACUCAAGGAAAAGGAGAAACAAGGUUUUUUCAGGUCAAUGAAAAAGAAAAAGAAGAAAUCUCAAACAGUACCCAAUUCUGAAGGUCCAGAUCUUUUGACAUUACAGAAAGCCCUUCAUUCUGCUAGCACUACGAGCAGCAGACCAAAGGAGUGGCGCCCUGAGAAACUAUCAGAUCUACAGACCCAAAGCCAGCCAUUAAAAUCACUGCGUAAGCUGUUACAUCUCUCUUCAGCCUCAAAUCACCCAGCUCCCUCAGAUCCCCGUUUCCAGCCCUUAACAGCUCAACCAACCAAAAAUUCCUUCGCAGAAAUUCGGAUUCACCCCCUAAGCCAAGCCGCUGGUGGGAGCAGCAACAUCCGGCAGGAGCCCACACCAAAGGGCAGGCCAGCCCUCCAGCUGCCAGGUCAGAUGGAUCCUGGUUGGCACGUGUCCUCUGUGACCAGAAGUGCCACAGAGGGCCCUUCCUACUCUGAACAGCUGGGUGUCAAGAGUGGGCCAAAUGGGCACCCUUAUAACAGAACAAAUCGCUCACGAAUGCCAAAUCUGAAUGAUUUAAAAGAGACAGCCUUGUAAUUCAG
This is a messenger RNA of Octodon degus (degu), 3118 nucleotides long. It is a transcript of the gene Cdkl5, whose product is annotated as cyclin dependent kinase like 5. Lineage: Eukaryota; Metazoa; Chordata; Mammalia; Rodentia; Octodontidae. Gene Ontology annotation, cellular component: dendrite cytoplasm; nucleus. The record is from RefSeq and is a predicted model, not a curated record. Gene Ontology annotation, molecular function: ATP binding; protein kinase activity. The transcript is spliced from 19 exons. The coding region runs from base 231 to 3113 and encodes 960 amino acids. Gene Ontology annotation, biological process: regulation of dendrite development; protein phosphorylation; positive regulation of axon extension.